AUGUUUUUUCCCUCUCAUACCUUCUCCAAUUCAUCUCCCCUAAGAUGGGUUUCUUGGAAUCCACUGGACCAUGGCUAUUAUAAGGUCAAUGUCAAUGGCGCAAGUAAGGGCAACCCUGGGCCUUCAGCCAUUGGAGGUAUUUGCAGGAACUCUUCUGCAUCUGUGGUUGGACGCUUUUCUAUGGGUACAGGCAUGGUUCAUGCUAUUGUCGUGGAAGCUCUGGCGAUUAGAUUUGCUCUCAUUUGGGCUGAGGAUUUGGGUCUCUCUCAUAUUGUUGUUGAGAGCGAUAACUUGAUGUUGGUUAACAUCCUCAACCGUUCGUCCCUUGCUUGCCCUUGGCGGAUUUCCUCUAUCGUUGCAGACUGCUGGCUUCUCCAAGAACGUUUCUCCUCUGUGCUGUUUCGUCAUCCUCUUCAAGAAGGAAAUGUUGUAGCUGAUUUUCUCGCUUCGAGUGCGGCCACUCUUCAGUUGCCGGUUCUUUUAUUCACUUCCCCUCCCCCUUCCUUUUACCCCCUUUUGUUAGCGGAUUGUGCGUGA
This is a messenger RNA of Macadamia integrifolia, 537 nucleotides long. RefSeq lists its product as uncharacterized. Gene Ontology annotation, molecular function: RNA-DNA hybrid ribonuclease activity; nucleic acid binding. The coding region runs from base 1 to 537 and encodes 178 amino acids. The record is from RefSeq and is a predicted model, not a curated record. The transcript has a single exon. NCBI's taxonomy places the organism in Eukaryota, Viridiplantae, Streptophyta, Magnoliopsida, Proteales, Proteaceae.